Suillus subalutaceus is the source of this 249-nucleotide messenger RNA. RefSeq lists its product as uncharacterized. The annotation marks the transcript as partial. Gene Ontology annotation, molecular function: DNA helicase activity. Lineage: Eukaryota; Fungi; Basidiomycota; Agaricomycetes; Boletales; Suillaceae. The transcript has a single exon. Gene Ontology annotation, biological process: telomere maintenance; DNA repair. The record is from RefSeq and is a predicted model, not a curated record.
CUAAACGAUGAACAAUCAAGGGCAUUCAGAAUAAUAGCAGAACACAGUCGAGUGAACAAGCCUGAACCUCUGAGAAUGUUUAUUGGAGGCCCUGCUGGAACCGGAAAAUUGAGAGUUAUCAAUACUCUGAAAGAUUUCUUCGUCAAACAGAACCAAGGACGACGAUUCAGGCUUGCCUCAUACAUGGGAGUGGCCGCACGGAACAUCUCAGGCAUGACUCUACACGCAUCUCUCCUGUUAAAUCAAAGA